This is a messenger RNA of Blepharisma stoltei, 7649 nucleotides long. The record is from the annotation of a GenBank genome assembly. NCBI's taxonomy places the organism in Eukaryota, Ciliophora, Heterotrichea, Heterotrichida, Blepharismidae.
AUGAAGAAUUUAAAACUAAUAAAAAUGAUUCCAUUGCUUAUUAUUUUGUUCCAUUCUAUCUAUGCAUGUGAUCUACCUGAUUUGCCUUCAAAUCUCAACUAUUUAUCAUCUUCUUUUGAUAUCACUCAUCAUUUAGAAAUAUCUGGAAGAUUUCUUAUUCCCCAAAAAGUACUUGAAUGGGAAUUUAUUACACAAGAAGACUCAUGAUUCAGGUAAUUAAUAAUCAGAAUUUCUAUAGAACCAAAGCUUCACAAUAUCCAUAUCAAAUUAAUAAAAGAAGAGACCCUUUUUGACUUCAGCGAAGCUGUAAAAGAUGAAUCUGCAAUGAUUUCAAGAAAAUUAAUUCCUGGAAACUAUCAUUUGUCUUUUGAAGUCACAAUGCAGUGGAAAUUUCGUGAUAAAAAGAAUUUAGAAGACUGCAAAAGCCAGAAUUUAUUUUUAAAUUUAGCAGUUCACCCAUAUUCAAAACUUGAUCAGCUAAUUCCUUCAUCCUUAGAUGAGUAUCAAAAUGGAUAUCCUGAGCUUGCAGAUGUUAAAAAUUCAAUUACUGAUUUUUUACCUUAUAAAAAUACACAGAGCACUUAUUUUAUUGACUCUUCAGCUGUUUUGCAAGGCGAUUCUACAUUAAAAACAUAUGAUUUUAUCUUGCCUGAGCCAACUGAGGAGCUUACAAACAUUGGCUUAACUGGCUUGUGAAAGCUAACUUUUACUAUCCGUAACCCAUAAAUAGAUUCUGAUUUCUUAACUGGUGGAGGCUUAGGAAUUUAUUUUGCAAAGACCAAAAAACCACUAUCAUAAAUAAAAUGGCAUUCGAGAGAAAUUGGCUUUGCUAAUUUUCUCUCCCUCAUGAAAUUUUAUACAUGGGGUUGGGUUUUCUCUCGAGAACUUCUGCACAGCAAUAGCUAUUUAACUUUGGGGACAAGAAAAGGAACAGCUCCUCACUGCAUUCAAGAGGCUCAGAGUUUUACCUCUCAGAACAUCCCCACAGGAGGAUGACCCUUAGGCGGAACACGCGCAGGAGCUGAGUCAGGGCAGAGCGACGGCAACGCGUCGGGUGAGAUGUGCGGCAGCUGGGACGAAGCGUCGAUAGAAGGCUUGGCCGGUUGGGCUAACCACCGCGAUUCCAAGAUGGCUCCGUGACGUCACUAGUUUAGCUAAAAGCCCUUUUUAGGGCUGCGGCACUAGACACCUUAAACACCGAAUAAUUAAGUUAAGCUAAGUUAAGCAAAGACCAAAAAACCACUAUCAAAAUUUUCAAAACUGCCUUGCAUUUCUACAGGCUCCUGUGUUUUCGGAAAAAGAUCAGAAAAAAAUUCAGUCUCUAUUUAUUCAAUAUUUAAUUCAGGCGAAUUCUCAAUUUCUCUCUUCUACAAAUCAAUGAUCAACGAAGAAAAAGAGAUGCUAGAUACAAUUGGAGGGAAAAUUCCCUAUUCAAUGCACAUGAAUGUAGAGCCAAUUUUUGAUAAAGAAGACAGGUUUAACUGUGAAGCUUCACAUAUCCCGCACAGCUUAAACAGCCCAGGGUUAUUAGAUUUCCGAGGAUUUUUAAGAUUUUCAGAUUUAGUAAUUGCUGAUUUGAGUGUGAAAAAACAAAUCACAGAAUUUGAAAUUUUUGAGUCCUCGAUUUUUAGGCUUGUAAUUGUGGAGCCAUCUGGGAUUGAUAUUGAUGUAUCUUUAUAUAAUUCUGAAGGAAUUCUUAUAGAGUCAAGUGAUGCUGUUGGGAGAGAUGAAGGAAUUUUGGCUGAAUUAGAAGAAGGGAAAUAUUAUAUUGAAUAUACAUUUUUAAGUAGCAUGAUGACUGGAGAACAUAUUUUUUGUGAAACUUUUUUAUUAGAAAUUGGAAUCAGCCCAGAGUCUGCGACAGAUUUGCUAGCUUAUCAUUUAGGAUUGGAAAGAAGCAAAUGUAAUGCAAAUACGGCAAGUCUUAAAGAUGCAUUUGAAAAGCUCUUGGGGAUAUUUAAGUUAUGGAGGAUUCGACCCGAACUCUUAACUGCCAUUUGAUAUGCGCGCAUUCUGUUAGGUUUUACUGUGAAGGUAGAGCGGCGAUGCUGAAUUGAUCAGUCAGUGUCCGAUCCUAACUCCCCCCCUCCGUGAGUGAACAAAACCAUUAGAAAAAUCGCUAUUUUUUGCCCACCCUCCGUGAGUGAACAAAAAUUUUUUAUGGAAAAAAAUUUUGAUAUAUAAAUGAUAAUUAAAAUAAUGAAAUCUAGAGCUAAUUCUGUUCAAUUUUAAACGAAUUGCUAUUUAAAACAUAAAUUUUAUAAAUUAAAUUAAUAUUUGCGAAUUAGAUUUUUUUAAAUUUCGAAAAAAAAUUUUUUUUAAAAAAAAAAAAUUAACCCCCCUCCGUGAGUGAACAAAAUUUUUUGUUCACUCACGGAGGGGGGGGGGGAGUAAGGGAAAUGCAACAGGAAGUUGGAAGAGUUCUCUCAGCAGUACCAGAAAAUGCUUCUUAACCAAUCGGGACACUUAACCAGUGCGAUAACAGAAGUUGCGUCUUGGGCUUUGGGUUUCCAUUUUCCGUCAACUUAUCAGAAAUUUCGGCCUUUUGAAUUUUCUACAGAAAACUGCCUUUUUUUGACAUAAAAACCUUCUGCCUUCCGAUGAGCGAGUGCAGGCUCUCUCCUAAUAAUUAGUGCACAGCAAGGCCGUGCACGAAUUAGAGAACAAGCUGUGGAGCAUAUGGAAGGGCCUUCAGCGCCUGACAGUCAGUUUAUAAUUAACGAUUAAUAAAGCUCUCGGAGUCAUUAAAUUCAGUAGAUACAAAGGUCCAGAUUGAUACUGGUAAAGAAAAUUAUUAUAAAGUGCCCAUAAACUCAAUAAAUAUCGGCGAAGAAGAAGUGUUUAGGACAGAUUUCAGCCUAAAAAUUGACGCAUUGGCUUAUAUUGAUAUUUAUUCUGACUUUGUAAUAAAUGAUUUAACUAUUGCCAUAGAAAAGAAAAAACCAGAUGUGCAUGAUCCAGAAACAAUUAAACUGGAUAAAGACGAAAGGAGGUCUUUUAAAGGUAAGCUAACUGCUGGGGACUAUAAUUUUAUAAUUAAAACAGGCCCUACCGCAAAAAAAUACUCACCUGACACUGGGGAUUAUGAAACUGCUAGCAAUAUUGAUCAAUUUAAGGUUAUUCUUAAUUGAAAAAAAUAAAUAUUUUGAAGCUUAUAGCUAGGAAUAUAUUUUAUAAAAAAAAUAAAUUAUUUGGUAAUGACAUUUUACAUUAAAUAUUUAAAUAAGAAUAUUCCAUCAUGUGCUGCAUUUCAAAUAAGAAUUAUAAUAGUAGGAACAAGCGACUCAAAAAUAAAAAAUUCUCCUUGUGACGAAGAGGGAAUAGAUUAUAUAGUUUCUUCAUUAAAUACAAUGGACAAACUCGGAGUUGCAGGCACUCCAGCAAAUUUUUUACCUACAAUCCGCUAUUUUUCUAAAAAUAUCAAAGCUCAGUCUCCAUCAAAACCUUCUAAACAAGAAAUAUCCUUUGCAGUCGAAUCAGACAGUAUCCUCAGAGUACUCGCAGAAACCGACCAAUCCGCAAUGGAACUAUCUCUCAAACAAGACGGUAAAACCAUUACUUUUGACAAAAGCAAUUCAGAGCGAACUCCUCCAUUUUACUCUAUAACCCACCUUCUUGAGCCUGACAAAUUUUAUAUUUUAGAGCUUACUUAUCAUCCUACCGAAACCAGAAUUUGCCAUACAUAUUCUUUAUUAAUCGAAAUAGCCUUAAACCAUAAAAACAGUUUUUAUAGCUGUGAGGAAAAACUGCCUAAUUCUGCUGUUAUUCAAGAAAGGCUACUUGAUAGUGGAGACAUUUUUAAAUUCAGCAAUGAUGAAGGCUACUCCAGUCUGAUUGAAGAAGAAAAGUUUUGCUAUCAGCAAAAAAAUGAGCCAUUUCUGUUAGAAGUCCCGUUUUCGAUAUCUUAUGAUGCUGCUAUGAUAACUGCAAGCUUGCAGGCAUCGUUUAUACAAGCAGGGAUUGUACUACAAAUAGAAAAAGAUGGAGAAAUCAUACAGUGGGGGUCGUAUGAAGCUUCUCAUUUGUUUAGAAUCCCAUCAUUUCCGCUGUCUAAAGGGAAUUAUACUUUGGUAUAUAAAGAAUUAUUGCCUUCAGAAAGCAAAAAUCAGGUGUCUUUUAGUACAAGUGUGUUAAUUGAAGAUGUUUCUCUAUGAGACGACAUAAGCUCUAUGAUAAGAAAAACAGAGACUUGCCCACAAAUUGAUCAGCCAUCAAGCUUAAAUUUAGUUGGACAACUAGAAUCAGGAAAUCUGCAUUGGCAUAAAACAUUAGAAAUGGACGUUUUUGCGAGCUUGACUAUUUUUAGGUUUAUCAUUUCAGAAGACUCAAUAAUAAGGGUAUUUAUUGUUCCACAAGAUGAUAUUAUUUUUGAAAUUCGACUUAUGAAUACUGAAAAUCCUGACAGUUUAAUAAACGCUACAAUUUCAGACCCUUCACAGGGCUUGCAUACAAGGAUUAUUCCAGGGCCAUAUAUGCUUGAAAUCAGCUACACUGGAGACUCAAGUUUAUCUUUAAAGAAAAGCUGCCCAUCAUAUGAAAUGGACUUGCAGAUUAUUACAAUAAAUCAAUAUUAUACCUUGACAAAUAAAAUUUCUUGUGAUUUUUUACCUCCUUUACCAUCUUCUUUUGAUGGAUUGCUAGGGAUUUUUGAUAGAUAUAUGAUGAAGGAUAUCAUAGAUCAUAGCAUUUUUAUGGGUUUAAAUAAAGAUACAGAAAUAACAGCAAGUAUUGCAUAUGAAAAUUCAGUGACUGGUUAUUUAUCAAUGGAAAUUUUAGAUGAAAAAAAUAGUAUUGCAAAAUCGAUAGGGAUUGAAAAUUAUAGUGAAAUUUUUGCGAAACUUACGAAAGGAAAGUACGUUUUGAGGAUAAUUUUGUCGAAAAAUAUUGAACUUUCUUUAUGCUGGCCAUUACAAUUGUCAAUUCAGUCUACAGAAACUUUAUUGGACUCAGUUUGUCUUGGAGAUAGUUUGCCGAGCUCAUUGCUUUCUUCUCGGUCUAAAAAAUUUGGAGGCCCACAGCUUGGAGAUGGUUCUGUUUCUUUUUAUGGAACAUUUUUAGUAAACCCUAAAAUCAGGACAGAAACUAUCAAACUUUUUAUACCACAGUCAGUCAUUGGAAGAAUAGUCACAAUUUCUCAUAAUUCUGGAAUGUUUAUUGAAAGUGCUAUUUACAAAGAAAAAAAUCUAGCUGAGCCUGUUGUUUAUUCAAAAAACCGCCUGGCAACUGGUAGCUUAAUUGUAGCAUUGAGUGGCCAAGCUUCACCUUAUUUUUUAGUUUUAACUUAUAUUAUAGAUAAAGCUGAGCCUUGUUUGACUUUUGACUUAAAAAUUGCAAUAGAAACUGUAGUAAAAGUAAAAAAUAUUUUGGAGUGCAUGACAAACAAUGAUAAUCCCAAUUCGCUGCUUCCUAAGCCACAAAUUAAUUUUGGUGACGAAAAAGAAAUAUAUGGCUCAGACAUGUUUUCUGUACAAGACUCAUGGAUUAUUGGAGAAAAACAAAAUUUUCCUCCAGGAAUAGUCUCUAAUGGAGAAAAAGGCUCAAAUUGGGUUUAUGAAAUAAAAAUGAAUAUCAAAAGAAAAGCCACUGUUUCUAUUGAGACAAAUUACAAUUUCUUAACAAAUGAUAUGAAUUUUCAGAUUUUGAAAGAAAAAAAAGUUAUUGCGAAAAGUAGCUGGGAAAUAAUUACUGAUGAACAAAUGGACGAAAUUAUCAAUUUUUCAAGUAUUAUUUCUAAUGAAGAAAUAGAUCCAGGGCUAUAUACUAUUAGAAUCAAGCAAGGACUUGGGACUAAUUUUUUGGUACAAAGAUAUGAUGAAACAAAAAUAUGUUUGCCUUUUGCAUUUUUUAUUGAAUAUUUGCCUAUUGAAAACAAAGUGGCUGGAAAUAGUCUUUCUAUGGUGGAUCCUGAUAAAAAUGAUGUUCAUAAUUUAAAUGAAGAUUUAGUGCUUAUGAUGAUAUUUCAAGACCCAAUAGAUAAAACUCUUCCUGGGCUGAAAAAAUCAGUGUACUUAUUAAGUGAAACUGAUGAAAAAGUUGUAGCAGACUCUAUGGGAGUAAGUACUAGUUAUCUGAAUAAGCUAAAACUUACCUUUAGCAGCUCUAAGUUAAAGCCAAAAACCUGCUAUUUCUUAAAAAUUGAUGAAGCAGCAAUAUCUUCAGCUUUAUUAUCAGAUGGACUUGAGCAUAAAUAUUGCACUAUGGGAUGUCUUUGUAAUCCAAAGUCCAAUGCUAUUUGCAGUGAGACUUUUUCUUGCCUAUGUUCUUCUCCAUAUACAGGCAAUGACUGCUUUUCCUGUGUUGAAGGAUUUUACAUGAUUGAAAAUGAAUGUGUCCAGCAAAACAUUAAAGAUUCUCCUUCAAUAAAAAGCGUAAAAUUUGAAGACCCAGAACCAUUUAACAAUAAAAAAUACAUCACUUUGUCUGUCUCUCUUACUUCAGCUCCAUACAACAAUAACCUGAAAAGCAUUACAGAACAAAAACACCAGGAGGACAUGAUAAAUGCAUUUAUUAUUAUAAAUAUGCUCAAUGGAGACACUAUAAAAGCAAUUUCAGCACGCCCAAUAAAUAAAGGAUUGACUAAAUGGGAACUAAAAUUUGAAACAGAAAAAUUUACUGAUGGGUAUAAUGCAAUUAAGCAAAAUGGAGGGAUUUUAUUUGACGUUGAGGGCAGAAGUUUUGCUCUUGAUUGUGAGCUUCCAUUUUUCCAAUAUGAAAAAGAAGAAAUUGAAUGUGGAAAUAAUGGAAAAGUUAUUGAUGGUACUUGUGUGUGCAAUUUAGGGUAUUUUGGGGAAAAAUGCGAAUUAUGCGCUGAAGGGUAUUUUAAAAAUAAAUCUGGUGAGUGUGCAGAGGUUAAAAAUAAUGAAAAUGGGGUGGUUAUUUCAAAUAGAGAUAAAAAUGAUACUGGAUCAGGAAUUGCACAGGGUGAAUGCAUAGCUAAUGGUUAUAUAAAAGAAAAUGAUAAAUGUGUUAGGAAAAUAAAACAAAGUGAAGAAAAACAUGAAAAUAAAAGUAGCUGAUGGAACUAUGUUUACCUUGUGGUUUAUUUUAUAAUUAGCGUUGUUGUUUUAUGCUUAAUCAACAAAAUGAGAAAAAUAGAAAAAACACCUAGAGAUGGCUCAAUUGAAAUGAGAACUGGAAAUAUUCAAUAUGAAGAGCAAAAACUUAUAGAACCUUACCAAACUUAAAUUAGAGAAAUCUAGAUGCCUAAUGUCGUGCUUAACGUCCACUAUGGGGUGGCCGCCACCAUUUUAUAAAGUUGAGUAGACAGGCCAGUGCGCCGAUCUGCUUCAAUUCGCCAAGGCAUGGUUGAAAAAGGUGCUGCCAGCUUCGUUAGCUCAAGAGUGAGUGACUUCUGUCUCUGUUGGCGCAGAAUAGUGACUAAAGCUCCUUCGCUGCUGCAUGAUGGAAGUGAGAAAGCCACAGACAACACUUUCAAAUUCCUUAGGGUCAGGCCAAAGGCAGGCACUUCCCCUAAAGUUGCCUACCUGUCUUGUCUGGGAUAGAAUUCAAUGUAAAACUAAACCUCAUACUCAUUAAAUGCAAAAUGAGCGAUACCGAUAGACAUAUCGGUAGUUUAAGAAUGCCGCUAUUUUAUGAUCACAGAAUCUAGCCCAAGCAGAUAUGACACAAAAGGUAAAUAUUAUGAUUAA